AUGGAGAGCUCUGACUUUGCCGCCGGCAUGCGGAGUCAGGGUCUCAACUCGGCCGGCUCGACCAAGCGCAAACGGAGCACCUUGGACAGCAGUCCGGCUAGUCUCCUCGACCAGGAUCACGACCACGACCAUGACCAUGACGUCGACCACGACGAGAAUGCCUCUCCAGACACCAAGAGUCGCCGUCUGCCCGGCGUGAAGCGUGCUUGCAACGAGUGCCGCCAGCAAAAGUUACGAUGCGAUGUCGUCCAGGAACCAUUUCAAAGUUGCUCGCGGUGCAAUCGGCUCAAGCUCGAGUGCAAGAUCGAGUCCAAUUUCAAGCGGAUAGGCAAGCGCUCCAAGCACGCCGAGAUGGAGAGGGAGAUUGAGAGGUUACGCCGCGCUGUUCAGCUCGCCAAGAGCCAAGGCUUCGCUCUCGACGAUGACGACGACAUGGUACAUUCUGCCGUCCAUUCCGCCAUCCAGUCACAGCUCCAGUCGCCCGUUGUCACGAGCCAGUACACUCAUACCAGGCAUCCCUCAUUGAUGGGUUCCGAUGAAGCCGUGUCAUCACUCCUACACCUCAAGCGCGGCGGUUCCUACGCUCUUCCGCGCAUUGCCCGAGAACUCGACGACUUCAGGCUCACCGAGGACGAGGAGGGCCAGCUAUUCAGCCAAUUCUUUAACUAUUACCACCCAUUCCUCCCCUUUCUCAAUCCUGCCCAGACGCCGGAUCAGUAUUAUCAACAACACCCUCUUCUGUACUGGGCCAUCGUCGCCGUCGCCAGCAGACGCUUUGGUUCCGACCCUAACAUCCUCACCAAGCUCUCAAGCCCCUUGACAAGGCUGCUCUGGUCCACCGUCGGCGACGUUCCUCAAAGCUACUUUGUCGUCAAGGCGCUCUGUUUGCUCUGUACGUGGCCGCUCCCGACGAGCACCACGUCGGCCGACCCCACGCAUAUUCUCUGUGGCGUCAUGAUGAAAACGGCAACGGGAAUCGGCCUUCACCGACCCAACCACAUCAACGACUUCUCGCGAGUCGCCGUGGAGCUCAACAACGAGGGGCUGCACGACCGCAUCAAAACCUGGGCAGUAUGUAAUAUCGUCGCCCAAACAAUCGGAACGGGCUACGGCCAACCAGCCUCCACUUUAUACGACUGGACGUUGGCCAUACGGCCAGGUGUCGAGGGGCCAUACUCGCUUGGGCCCGAGCUGGAGGCCAGGCUGCUCAUAGAGCGCUUCUGCGAUAAGGUCUCAAAAGAGAUGUAUAGCAAUGCCAGUGACCCGAGGGGUGUGGCAGGGGACGAACAUCGAGCCAUGUUGAUGCGCGUAUAUCGACGCGAGUUCAACGAGCUCCAGGCUUCAAUUGUGGCACAGAACCUGUCGCCCAUCGUGUACCUCCACCUCAAGGCAGCCUGCCUUCAUCUACGCCUUGCCGGGUUCUUUGACUCGAGUCGCACGCCAGGAUACCUUGAUGAUCUGAUGGCCCUGUGGCGUGCCACCACCGGUUACCUCGAUUACAUCCUGGAUGGUCCGGAGACGUGCGAUGAUUCCUACCGAUACCAGCUACGGGAGGAUUAUAUGUUGAAGUACGCCACAAACUACAUACAGCAAAUGCUGGUCGCCGCUGGCUUCGCCUUGCUGAAGCUCAUGCGGUCCUUCUUUGUCAAGCAGGUCGACUUUGAGAGGGGCCGAACGCUCUUCCACAGGACCAUCCAGGCUAUCAGGACUACCAGCGUGGUGCAGAACGAUCUGAACUGGAGGCUUGCGGAGCUGAUGGUCCAGAUCUGGAACGGUGCUAGGAUCGAGGGAAGCUCGCCGUCAUUUCAGGGCGACGACCCAGAAAUUGACGACAGUUUGCAGCUGAAGGUCAGGUGCCGCCACAGCAUGAGUCUCGUCUUCGACUCGAUCUGGCACUGGAGGGAGGAGUACCAGGCCAGAGGCCGGGGAACGCUUGAUGCUCUGAAGCAACCCACGAAUCCCGAUUCGGCUAAUGAGUCUUCAGCCUCCUCAACUCAUCUGGACAGCACCCUCGCCCCGCCAUCACACAGUCUCCCUGCUAACCUCGGCCUGGCGGCGUCCAACGGUGCUCUGACGCCCAGCGGAGGCUCGGCGAUGGGAGGAGCCACCCAAGGCUCGUCACUCGUGGGAAUAAACGAUUACAACAGCAAUCUGGACUUCUGGGACCCUCAGCACUGGAUGUUGGACGGACUCCUCGACUUCAACUACACGUUCGUGCCCAUCGAGAGUGCUUAG
Molecule: messenger RNA, 2235 nt
Organism: Parathielavia appendiculata
Lineage: Eukaryota; Fungi; Ascomycota; Sordariomycetes; Sordariales; Chaetomiaceae
Exons: 3
Coding region: 1-2235 (744 amino acids)
Biological process (GO): regulation of DNA-templated transcription; DNA-templated transcription
Cellular component (GO): nucleus
Molecular function (GO): DNA-binding transcription factor activity, RNA polymerase II-specific; zinc ion binding; transcription cis-regulatory region binding
Source: RefSeq, a predicted model, not a curated record